UUAGGGAAAAAAAAAAAAACCUAAAAAGCAUGUCUAAAAACAGAGUCUUGCCUGCAGUUUCAGGAAUCUUGAUUCUCCUGCUGUUCUCUACAGUUACAACCACCACCACAGCCCAGAACAAUAAUCCCACUUCAUACUCAUGCCCACCUUCUUCAUGUGGGAAUAUCAGAGACAUAAGCUUCCCUUUCAGGCUGAAAUCCGACCCCAGAUCCUGCGGUUACAACAACCCCACCUUCGAGCUUCAAUGUCUGAACAAUCAAACUGUUAUGACUGUAAGAACAAGAAAGUACUUCGUUCAAGAAAUCAACUACAUCGACUACUCGAUAAGGCUGGUCGAUCCCACCUUAUUCGCAGGAAAUACUUCCUCUUGUCCACUUUACUUCAACGACUACGACAGCUGGCCCACCUCCAUUUUCGACAUGUUCUUCGAUUGGAAUGUGGCUGUGGUGUUCAUCCACUGCUCGGCUCCUGUGAUCGGUUCUCCGAGAUACGUGGAGGCUGCUUUCUGCGGUAACAGGAGCACCGUUUUUUCGUCGAAUUCUUCGGAAGUUAUCUACAGUUAUGUUGUGGUUGGAGAGAGGAUUAUGGUGUCGGAUUUGGAAGAGUCGUGCACGGUUGAUCGGGUGGAUCAGACUUCGGCCCGGAGGCCCGUUUCUGAUUACUCUUCGUUGGGCGGGGUUUACGACGGUUUGAGCUACGGAUUCGAGCUUUCUUGGUUUCGUGUUUUUUGUGGCGAAUGCGAGAGGACUUUCGGGUAUUGCAGCUUGGAGGGGAAUGUAAUUAGUUGCGUACAUUACUGCAGGGAGGAUACACCUAUUGCGCAGCUCGGUUUUAAUUGUCAAUUCCAAGAGUGGGGAAUUAUUGUCGGAGCUUACGGUUUUAUUGUAGUCGGCGCACUUCUAGCUCUGAGAUUCUUGUGUGGAUUCCCGUUCCUAGUCGGCAUAGUGGCGUACAAAUGGAGAAGACGCCACUUGUCAACGGACAAAAGCAUCGAAGAGUUCCUACAAAGUCAGAAUAAUCUCACACCGAUAAAAUAUACCUACUCCCAAAUCAAGAAAAUGACCAGCAACUUCAACCAGCGAUUAGGCGAAGGUGCUUUCGGAACCGUAUACAAAGGAAAGCUACGAAGCGGGCCCCACGUAGCAGUAAAACUAAUGACCCAAUCAACCGCCAGCGAGCAAGAAUUCAUCAGCGAAGUCGGCACAAUCGGACUCAUCCACCACGUCAACGUCGUCCAGCUCAUCGGUUUCUGCGUAGAAGGUUCGAAAUGCGCUCUGGUGUACGAAUUCUUACCAAACGGAUCCUUAGACAGAUACAUCUUCAGCCAGCAAGGCAUCGAAGCCCGCGGGUUGAAGUACGAGAAAAUGUACGAAAUCGCCCUCGGCAUGGCCCGAGGGAUCGACUACCUCCACCGAGGCUGCGACAUGCAGAUUCUCCACUUCGAUAUCAAGCCGCACAACGUAUUGCUCGACGAGAAUUUCAACCCGAAAAUCUCCGAUUUCGGGCUCGCAAAACUCUAUCCGACCGAUGGCGGUGCCGUAAAUUUGACUGCAGCCAGGGGUACGAUGGGGUACAUGGCACCCGAGAUGUUUUACAAGAACAUCGGAGGAGUUUCUUACAAGGCGGAUGUUUACAGCUUCGGGAUGUUGUUGAUGGAAAUGGCCGCCAGGAGGAAGAAUAUGAACCCGUUUGCCGAUGAUGUGAGCCAGAUUUAUUUCCCGUCGUGGGUUUACGAACAGUUUUUCGUCGGAAAGGAGAUAGAGAUAAAAGACGCGACGGAGGAAGAGAGGAAGAUGGUGAAGAAGAUUAUUGUGGUGGCGUUGUGAUGCAUACAGAUGAAGCCUUCUGAUCGGCCUUCGAUGAACAAAGUUGUCGAGAUGCUUGAGAGUGAUUCUCGACUGGAAUUGCCACCUAAGCCUUUCUUGGCCCCACGGGAGAUAGCGGAGGAUCAUGGAGUAAGUAUGCGUUAGGAAUUUGUAACUUGACAAUAAUAUUCUACCAUUUAUCGGUCCUUUACAGUGCAGUUUAGAAAGUGUAAAUUCUUGAUUGAUUGUAGUUCUUAUUUCGUUGAGUAUAUUCGAAUUCUUGAUAUCCGUCGCACCGAAUUUUGAAAA
This is a messenger RNA of Erythranthe guttata (spotted monkey flower), 2114 nucleotides long. RefSeq names its product rust resistance kinase Lr10. Lineage: Eukaryota; Viridiplantae; Streptophyta; Magnoliopsida; Lamiales; Phrymaceae. The record is from RefSeq and is a predicted model, not a curated record. Gene Ontology annotation, biological process: protein phosphorylation. Gene Ontology annotation, molecular function: protein kinase activity; ATP binding; polysaccharide binding.